AUGGAGAUUAGGACACGACGACGACGUCCACAAAUACGGGAGAUAAAGGUGGGACAGAAGGAAGAAGAGGAGGGGCAACCGCUUAGCCCGGCUGCGCGUCUGUUCCACGAACCGGAGUUUAACUGCAACAUCAUCUCGGUGGUUGGUUUGAAGAGCAAGAUCAAGCCAGAUGUGAUUAUCGAAGGAAUAAAUCAGACUUUGAUUAGACAUCCUCGUUUCUCCAGCAAAUUGGUGAAAAGUGGUAACAACAAGAGACAAGAACAAAAAUGGGUUCAGACAAACGUGGUGGCAGAGGAUCAUGUCGUCAUUCCCAAAAUCGAAAUGCACAACAUAGAGAACGCAAACGCAGACGCUUUUCUCGAUAACUACGUCUCUGACCUAACUACAAUCCCCUUAGACACUUCAAAACCACUAUGGGAAGUUCACUUACUCGACUUGAAAACCUCAGACGCUGAAAACGUCGCCAUUUUGAAAAUCCAUCACUCUGUUGGUGAUGGUAUGUCUCUGAUGUCUUUAGUCCUUGCUUGUACACGUAAAGCAUCGAAUCCUAAUGAGCUACCGAGUCUACCAUACCAAAAACGUUCGUUGUCUGAAUCAAGAAGUUAUUCCCGGUUAAUGUGGCUGGUUAUGGUUCUAUGGUCGACGGUUAUGUUGGUUAUCAAUACUUUUUGUGAUGCUUUGGAGUUUAUUGCUACGGCAAUGUUCCUUAGGGACACUGAAACACCGAUCAAAGGCAACUUCCGGUUAAGUUCGAGUAAGCGGAUGUGUUGCGUUCAUCGUACCGUAAGUUUUGAUGACCUAAAGCUAAUCAAGAACGCCAUGAAAAUGACUGUCAACGAUGUUGUACUUGGAGUGUCUCAGGCUGGUCUCUCGCAAUAUUUGAAGAGAAGAUACGAACAGGAUCUAGCUGACAUGAUGGCAAAAGGAUCAAAGUGUACAUGGGGAAAUUGGAUCGGCUACAUAAUAUUUCCAUUCUCUAUUGCAUUUUGCGAUGACCCAUUGGAACAUCUCAGACGAGCCAAGUCCAUAAUCGACAGGAAGAAGAAUUCGUUUGAAGCCCUGCUAACAUUCAUUGUUGGUAAUUUUAUUCUAAAAUUGUUUGGGGUUCAGAGGGCAGCAAAUGUAAUAAAGAGAGCAUUGACAAACACAACGAUGUCAUUUUCAAACAUGGUUGGUCCGAUUGAAGAAAUUAGCUUCUAUGGACAUCCCGUCACUUACAUGGCCCCAAGUGUGUAUGGUCACCCCCAUGCGUUGACGAUGCAUUUUCAAAGUUAUAUGAACAAGAUGACCAUUUCUUUAACCGUUGAUCCAAUGGUCAUUAGUGAUCCUUAUCGGCUAUGUGAUGAUUGGGAGGAAUCUCUAAGAAGCAUCAAAGCGGCUGUCCAAGAACAAAGUUCUACUCAAUAG
Molecule: messenger RNA, 1407 nt
Organism: Eruca vesicaria subsp. sativa (arugula)
Lineage: Eukaryota; Viridiplantae; Streptophyta; Magnoliopsida; Brassicales; Brassicaceae
Source: the annotation of a GenBank genome assembly